GUCAAUAUUAACGUCCAAUCUAUUGUUGCAUUGUUGCCUCAGGAAUGGUUUGAUGCUGUCUGGACGGCAUUUAAUUAGAUUGUAUUAAUAUUUGGAUACUGUCAAAUGCAACUUUGUUAAUUGUCAUGAGACCGUAUAGGAACCUGAAUUAAAUUUAUUCUGCUUCUUCAGUUCUGGCAUUAUGUUUCCUAACUAUUUGUUGCAUUCUUUGAUUUCAGAUUCUCUCUCAGAAGAACCCUCCUUCCUUCAUCAGUUUUGGGCAGCAUCGAGAUUCUGGGAAUGCUUGUUGUUUAAUGGAACUGUAUGUAACAUUACAAAUAUCAGCUCUUAAAGUGUAAGAGACAACAGUGAAUUAUUGUACUCUUUAAAACUUUAAAAAUUACAACAGCAGUGAAAUCUGGUUGUAGUCCUUCAAGAUAUUUUACUUAAUUUAUAACAGAUUUAUUGGAUAAUCAUUUGUAAACAAUUUUGUGUUAAGAGCUGUAAAUUCAACACAUUGUCAUUACAGAAGAAGACAGGACAAAAGGGUAAAAUGAAUCCAGAACAUUCUUUAGAAUUACCUUUGAAAGGUGAAACUGAAGAUGCAUUACCAUGCCCUUCCAUAAAUCAAGAAAACAGCAACAUGGCUGCCUUUAGUGAAACCAGUAAUGGUGACUAUUUGUCGAUCGAUCCAUUCAUGGACAUCAAAAUAGAGCCAGAGGUAUUCUGUGAGGCUAAUGAAGAUGGUGAUGAAUAUUCAUAUGAAAUGAAUUCUGUAAUGAAUGAAAAAGAUCCACCAACUUGUAAAAAGGAAGUAAAACAAGAAAGAAGGAUUAGUCACAGUGGAGAGAAGCCUUUCAGAUCCACUGACUGUGAUAAACCAUUUUACAAUAAAAUUAAUCUUACAAGUCAUAUCACAAAUGUUACCAAAGAGAACACAUUCAUAUGCAGUGACUAUGGGGAAGCAUUUUCCAUGAAACUUAAUCUUAUAAUUCAUAAGAGAAUCCACACUGGAGAGCCUCACAUAUGCAAGGAAUGUGGGAAAGCAUUUUCCAAGAAAAAAAAUCUUACACAUCAUAUGAGAAUUCAUACUGGAGAAAAGCCAUUCAUAUGCAAGGAAUGUGGGAAAGCAUUUUCCACUAAACCAGGACGUAGAGUUCAUAUGAAAAUACAUGCUGGGGAAAAGUCAUUUAUGUGCAAGGAAUGUGGAAAAGCAUUUUCCCACAAAUCAAAUCUUAGAGCUCAUAUGAGAAUCCAUACUGGAGAAAAGUCAUUCAUGUGCAAGGACUGUGGAAAAGCAUUUACCCAGAAAUCAAAUCUUACAUCUCAUAUGAGAAUCCAUACUGGAGAAAAGUCAUUCAUGUGUAAGGAAUGUGGGAAAGCAUUUUCCAGGAAAUCACAUCUUACAGGUCAUAUGAGAAUCCAUACGGGAGAAAAGUCAUUCAUGUGUAAGGAAUGUGGGAAAGCAUUUUCCAGUAAACCUCAUCUUACAGCUCAUUUCAGACAACAUACUGGAGAAAAGCCAUUUAUGUGCAGGGAAUGUGGGAAAGCAUUUUCCCUUAAAUCACAUCUUACAAUUCAUAUGAGAAUCCAUACUGGAGAAAAGCCAUUUACAUGUGAAGAAUGUGGGAAAGCAUUUUCCAGUAAACAAGAACUUAGAGUUCAUUUGAGAAAACAUACUGGAGAAAAGCCAUACAUGUGCAAGGAAUGUGGGAAAGCAUUUUCCCGUAAAUCAGUACUUACACUUCAUAUGAGAAUCCAUACUGGAGAAAGGCCAUUCAAGUGCAAGGAAUGCGGGAAAGCAUUGUCCAAUAAACCAAGUCUUAUUGUUCAUUUGAGAAAACAUACUGGAGAAAAGCCAUACAUGUGCAAGGAGUGUGGCAAAGCAUAUUCCACUAAACCAGGACUUACAGUUCAUAUGAGAUCCCAUACUGGGGAAAAGACAUUUAUAUGCAGUGACUGUGGGGAAGCAUUUUCCAUGAAACUUAAUCUUAUAAUUCAUAGGAGAAUCCAUGCUGGAGGGCCUCGCAUAUGCAAGGAAUGUGGGAAAGCAUUUUCCAAGAAAAAAAAUCUUACACUUCAUAUGAGAAUUCAUACUGGAGAAAAGCCAUUCAUAUGCAAGGAAUGUGGGGAAGCAUUUUCCAAGAAAAAAGAUCUUACACUUCAUAUGAGAAUUCAUACUGGAGAAAAGCCAUUCAUAUGCAAGGAAUGUGAGAAAGCAUUUUCCAAGAAAAAAAAUCUUACACUUCAUAUGAGAAUUCAUACUGGAGAAAAGCCAUUCAUAUGCAAGGAAUGUGGGAAAGCAUUUUCCAGGAAAAAAGAUCUUACACUUCAUAUGAGAAUUCAUACUGGAGAAAAGCCAUUCAUAUGCAAGGAAUGUGGGGAAGCAUUUUCCACUAAACUAGGACGUAGAGUUCAUAUGAAAAUACAUACUGGGGAAAAGGCAUUUAUUUGCAAGGAAUGUGGAAAAGCAUUUUCCCACACAUCAAAUCUUACAGCUCAUAUGAGAAUCCAUACCGGAGAAAAGUCAUUCAUGUGUAAGGAAUGUGGAAAAGCAUUUACCCAGAAAUCAAACCUUACAUCUCAUAUGAGAAUCCAUACUGGAGAAAAGUCAUUCAUGUGUAAGGAAUGUGGGAAAGCAUUUUCCAGGAAAACAGGACUUACACUUCAUAUGAGAAUCCAUACUGGAGAAAAGUCAUUCAUGUGUAAGGAAUGUGGGAAAGCAUUUUCCUGUAAACCUCAUCUUACAUCUCAUUUCAGACAACAUACUGGAGAAAAGCCAUUUAUGUGCAGGGAACUGUGGGAAAGCAUUUUCCCUUAAAUCAGGA
This is a messenger RNA of Macrobrachium nipponense, 2807 nucleotides long. RefSeq names its product zinc finger protein 260-like. Gene Ontology annotation, cellular component: chromatin; transcription regulator complex; PcG protein complex. The transcript is spliced from 2 exons. Lineage: Eukaryota; Metazoa; Arthropoda; Malacostraca; Decapoda; Palaemonidae. Gene Ontology annotation, molecular function: DNA-binding transcription factor activity, RNA polymerase II-specific; RNA polymerase II cis-regulatory region sequence-specific DNA binding. Bases 533 to 2800 code for a protein of 755 amino acids. The record is from RefSeq and is a predicted model, not a curated record. Gene Ontology annotation, biological process: regulation of transcription by RNA polymerase II.